Molecule: messenger RNA, 2007 nt
Organism: Thelazia callipaeda (thelaziosis nematode)
Lineage: Eukaryota; Metazoa; Nematoda; Chromadorea; Rhabditida; Thelaziidae
Source: the annotation of a GenBank genome assembly
AUGUAUUGGCACCUGAUAAUUGUAUUUGGUAGCUUACAAAGGGUUUUAACUAUCGAACAUGACUCAAUUUGUACAAGUGAUGAUGGUUCUUGUCCAGAGCCAAGUCAUACGAUUAUGAGACUGCGCGAGAGAAAUGACGAGAAAGCUCGUUUAAUCGCAAAACAGCAUGGUAUGGAAGUAAAGGGUAAGCCAUUUCUUGAUGGCACGUAUUAUUUUAUUAGUCAUUUAUCAAACGCUCGCUCAAAAAGGCAGAAACGCGAAGUAAUUUCAAGGUUACAAGAACAUCCUGAUAUUUUAUUGAUCGAAGAGCAAAGGCCGAGGGUAAGACGGAAACGCGAUUUUAUCUAUCCUGACAUGACUUCCGGAAGUUCUGAAGAUUCUGAUAAUGUUAUGAGACAUUCCCAGUUACCAACCAUGACAGAGCAUGGCAUUAAUUAUUCAUAUCGUAAAAGGCCUGUUUUGCCUUUCCCAGAUCCUUUAUAUAAAGAACAGUGGUACUUUAAUAAUGGUGCGCAAGGAGGUUAUGAUAUGAAUGUGCGAGGAGCAUGGCUGUUGGGUUUUGCCGGUCGUAAUGUAUCUGUUUCAAUACUGGAUGACGGUAUCCAACGAGAUCAUCCAGAUUUAGCCGAAAAUUAUGAUCCAUUUUCAAGCACUGAUAUCAAUGGUCAUGAUGAUGAUCCAACACCUCAGGAUAACGGUGAUAAUAAGCAUGGAACACGAUGCGCUGGAGAAGUCGCAUCCGUUGCUGGAAAUAAAUAUUGUGGAGUGGGUGUUGCAUUCCAUGCAAGAAUUGGCGGCGUUCGUAUGUUAGAUGGUUCCGUUAGUGAUAGUGUUGAAGCAGCAAGUCUUUCUCACAAUUAUGAUCAUAUUGAUAUAUAUUCGGCAAGUUGGGGUCCUGAGGACGAUGGUCGAACAUUUGAUGGCCCUGGACCAUUAGCACGCAAAGCAUUUUAUGAUGGUACUAAAAUUGGACGACGCGGUAAAGGAAAUAUUUUCGUUUGGGCCAGCGGUAAUGGUGGUUCUAGGCAGGAUAGUUGCUCUGCUGAUGGCUAUACAACUUCAGUGUAUACACUCAGUAUUAGUUCAGCAACAUUUGAUAAUCGCCGUCCAUGGUAUUUGGAAGAGUGUCCAUCAACUAUCGCCACAACUUAUAGCAGUGCUAACAUGAAUCAACCAGCAAUUGUAACAAUUGAUGCACCUUAUGGAUGUACUCGUUCACAUACAGGUACUAGUGCGUCUGCUCCACUUGCAGCAGGUAUCAUUGCGCUCGCGCUAGAAGCGAAUCCAAAUUUAACAUGGCGCGAUAUGCAGCAUAUUGUACUACGAACAGCCAAUCCAGUUCCUUUACUCAAUAAUCCAGGUUGGUCAGUGAAUGGAGUUGGUAGGCGAGUCAACAAUAAAUUUGGUUACGGGCUUAUGGAUGCUGAAGCACUAGUAAAGCUUGCACUGAUUUGGAAAAGAGUACCGGAACAGCACAUUUGCACUUAUGAUUAUAAGUUGCCAAAUCCAAAUCCGCGACCAAUAACGGGUAAUUUCCAAAUGAAUUUUUCUCUGGAAGUAAAUGGUUGUGAAUUUAGCGCACCAAUUUUAUAUCUUGAACAUGUGCAAGUAUUGGUAACAGUUCGUUUUGGAAAACGUGGUGACCUGAAAUUAACAUUGUUCUCACCACGUGGCACGUCAACAGUAUUGCUUCCACCUCGUCCACAGGAUUACAAUUCCAAUGGUAUCCAUCAAUGGCCGUUUUUGUCUGUGCAUACGUGGGGUGAAGAUCCUCGUGGAACUUGGACAUUGAUGGUGGAAUCUGUUAGCACUAAUAGAAAUAUUGGAGGAACCUUCCAUGACUGGUCAUUGCUGCUAUAUGGUACGACUGAACCAGCUCAGCCGACUGAUUUACACCAUCAUGUAAAUCCAUUCUUCUAUGGACCAACUCAAACAGCGUUUGGUAAAAUUACUCAGCAAAUAGUAUCACAGGUGCUUGGACAUGUAUCAAUUUUCUUUCUACCUUAA